Molecule: messenger RNA, 666 nt
Organism: Caenorhabditis remanei
Lineage: Eukaryota; Metazoa; Nematoda; Chromadorea; Rhabditida; Rhabditidae
Exons: 3
Coding region: 1-666 (221 amino acids)
Source: RefSeq, a predicted model, not a curated record
AUGCACUAUGGUCUCCCCCAGACUCCUCCACCAAACCAGUAUGCAACAGCUCCUGCAAACUACGGAUUACCUCCACAAUCCUAUCCAGUUGCCCCUCAAUACGCCAUCCCAAUGACCUCUUAUGCAAUUCCUCGUUACGCCGUCGCCCCCUCCUACGCAGUUCCUUAUCCAACACCUCCAGCUUAUGUAAGACCUCCACCAGUGUACGUGACACCUCCACCAACUACAACAACUACGACUACGACGAUUCCACCACCAAAAUGUUUCCAAAACACGCAUGGAUACAAGUGUUGUAAUAGAGCGUUGGAUCAGUUCUUGGAUCAAAAAGUUGUUGAGAUGCAGAAACCAGAGUGGCAGAGGUGUAACCUUCAACGAUUUGCAACACAGCUUCAGCAAGAAACUCAAAUGAUGUUUAACCACUCAAUGGAAGCUAUUGUUGCUAGUGGAGAUAUGGAGAACCUUUCCCAAUACAGAGGAGAUCUUUAUUGCAAAAAGAGAAGUCUUGAUGGAAAGGUAGUCCUCAUCUAUGGCUCAGCUGUCCCAUACGCAUUGGAUGCCGGUGUCACCCGACCAAUGAAUGAUGAUGAGUUACGAAUGGCUAACUAUCCAGCGAAAUACGAAGAGAUCGGAGUGCAUGAUGGACAUGAAGAAAAUAUUUGGUUUUAG